Asparagus officinalis (garden asparagus) is the source of this 2621-nucleotide messenger RNA. Its product is annotated as putative methyltransferase NSUN6. Gene Ontology annotation, molecular function: methyltransferase activity; RNA binding. Lineage: Eukaryota; Viridiplantae; Streptophyta; Magnoliopsida; Asparagales; Asparagaceae. The coding region runs from base 154 to 2040 and encodes 628 amino acids. The transcript has 14 exons. The record is from RefSeq and is a predicted model, not a curated record. Gene Ontology annotation, biological process: RNA methylation.
ACAUAUCUCACAUUCCUUAGCGGAUCCGGAUCUCCAACUGCGGUAAGCGGAUAUUUCAUAACCCGACUCGAAUCCGGACCACUGCUCUCCCCGGUUACGUGCCCUAGAGCUGCGGUAGCAGCGUAAAAUCAGUCGGCAAUUGUGUAGCUUUGAAUGAAGAAAGGGAGGGAAUUCCUUCUCCAAAUCUCGCGCCGUCGUCAUUCGACCUCCUCUCAAACCGUAAAAAUGGAUUCUUCUUCAUCUUCUUCACCAUCGGAUCGAUACAGCUUCAAUCCUAAGCUUCAAUGGAAUCCUGAGGUCGAGGAGUACCUCGUCAAGGCCUAUGGCGCUGAGCACUUCGCUCGGAUUUCCAAAUCGCUAACUCACCCAUCUAGUUACUCUUGCAUUCGGGUGAAUACUCUCAAGUCCAUAAGCGAUAACGUUAUCACGAAGCUGAUGAAAAUUCUAGAUGAAAAGAAGUUCUCCUCUAGAACAAGUCGUAUGGACAUAAGGGAACAUGGUGCUAUAGAUGAAGUUGAUCAAGGGAAUUUUGACAAAACUCCUGAGCUUGGUACGACAACAAGAUUUGGGGACAUGAAUAACUCAACAAGAGAGUUACAAAUCCCUUCUAUUUAUAAGUGUGAAUACCCUGGUCUAGAUAACGUUGUGUUUGUUAAAGGUUCUGGCCCGCAUGAGUUACAUUAUGGUGAUCAAGCUGCUCAGCCGUUGAAGGAAAUAAUUGUGAGCCGUAAAUGUGCUGAGGCAGUUCUUCGAGGUGCUCAGGUUUUUGUUCCUGGUGUUUUGGCUUGCAGUUCACAUGUUGAAAAAGGAGAUGUAGUUGCAGUUUCAGUAGCUGUGGAACAGCCAGGGCCUGAUGGUAAAUGGGGAUUUGGCAUAACACGUGGAAUUGUUCUGCAAGGAAUUCAGUCAGAUCCUCAAUAUCAUGAAAGGAGUGGCCUCUACAUUGGGCAAGGGACAGCAGUAAUGUCAAGGGCUGGUAUCUUUCGUGCUUCAAAAGGAGUUGCUGUGGAAAUGAUAAACAGAAUCUAUGAACUUCCUUCCUUCUAUGAUGUGCUUCAAGGAGAAAUAUUUCUGCAGAAUUUGCCCAGUAUAGUUGCUACUCGUGUUCUAGAUCCCCAAGAAGGUGAGCGCAUAUUGGACAUGUGUGCUGCUCCAGGUGGAAAAACAACUGGAGUUGCUAUUCUCAUGAAGGAUAAAGGAGAGGUUAUUGCUAACGAUAGAUCUCACAAUAAGGUGAUGGAUAUAAAAAAGUUGGCUGCUGAAAUGGAUUUGACUUGUAUAAAUGCAUCCAAGCUUGAUGCUCUCAAAUCUGUUUGUCAGAGUAAGGAGACAAAAAAUGUAGAUAUAAAGGAUAGAAACAGUGAUGAAUUAGAUGUUGCAGUCAAAAACUCAGGAUAUCUAGGAUCUCGAAAUGGCGAAGCGAUCACCUGCUCAGCAGAUACAUACAAAACUGAUGGAUUCACUGAAAAUGCCAGCAGUGGAAAAACAAGUAAUGGAAGAUAUCUAAGCAAAGCCGACCUUAGGAAAGAUGCACGCAGAAUGAGAAAUGGGCCGGGAAGAAAUUGUAUGGGUGCAAGAGUUGAAAUUUCAAAGGGAUAUAUGCCUAAUAGUUUCGACCGGGUUCUUCUUGAUGCUCCGUGUUCUGCCCUUGGUCUUAGACCUCGAUUAUUUGCUGGGGAGGAAACAUUAGAGUCUUUGCACCAUCAUGCGAGGUAUCAGAAAAAGAUGUUUGAUCAGGCCAUUCAACUAGUUCGCACCGGCGGCGUUAUUGUGUACUCAACUUGCACAAUAAACCCUGGGGAGAAUGAGGCUUUUGUUCGAUAUGCUUUGGAUAAAUACAAAUUUCUCUCACUGGCACCGCAGCACCCAAAAAUUGGAGGGCCUGGUCUCAUUGGUCACUGUGAGCUCUAUGAUGGGAAAUAUGAGGAAUGGUUAACUGAAAGUGAAGCAGAACUUGUUCAGAGAUUUGAUCCCUCGUCUUCAGUUGACACCAUUGGUUUCUUCAUUGCGAAAUUUAAUGUUGGCCAGAAAGAUAUUUAAGUGAAAGCAAUGUCCAUACUCUGCUUGAUGGCUGUCUUGUGCAAAUCCCUUCAAACAUCCAUCAGAUUAUUGCACUCUACAGUGAGAACUUAAUGGGACGAAAUUACAGCUGAAACUUUGCAGUUUGAAAAAUCAGAGGCAAUUAGUUCAUUUUGGAGGGAACUCUUAGAUGGCUUGAACAUCAAAACGGUUUAUGUACCAAACUCUCCUUGUAGGCAGUAAUAUAUCCUAGCAAAGUAGCAAGGAUCAAAGUAUUGGAGGAAGAAUGAAAAGUGUCAAGGUGCCUUCCUGCAGGCAUGGUAUUAAGUGCACAAGCAAUUUGGUGCGUAUUCAAUUUUCUUCCAUGAAUGAAUUUUUUUUGUAAAACUAAAUUUAUUAGUAAAACUAGGAUACAGAUCCAUCUGCUUGUCUAUUUAAGCUUAAUUAAAUGAGAAUCAUGUAUUCAUACUACCAACUGAAGUCCGUUUGUUUUUCUUUUUCGAGUUAAAUAAGUGAUUUUAUAGAGAAAUAUGUUUGCCUCUGGAUUGAUAAAGCUAUUUUGAUUGAAUAAAAAGGCAUCUGUAAUUGGAAAUAAUUAUUCC